Messenger RNA from Paramecium sonneborni, 501 nucleotides. NCBI's taxonomy places the organism in Eukaryota, Ciliophora, Oligohymenophorea, Peniculida, Parameciidae. The record is from the annotation of a GenBank genome assembly.
AAAAGCAUAAAUUUAAUGAGCUUAGAAGUAAAGAAUGCACAUAGAUAAGCAUUUAAAGAAAUCUUUUCAAUGAAAGCAGUUGAAGGAAAAUUAGAUAAAAAAGGAUUGGCAGAUCUUUUCAUAAUGAUUGAUUAUAAGGUAUUAUGAUUUUAAUGAUAAUUUUAGAUCCCUUAAGAGUAAUUUGAUGAGAUGGUUCAAAGAAUAUUUGGAAAAAAAGAAUAAAUUGGUUUUGAAGAGUUUUUAAAAAUUUUUAAUUUAAAACUGACAGAUUAUACUUUUAAUGAUGUUAGAAAUGCCUUUAAAUUAUUAGCUAAAGAUGAUGAUAGGUAUAUUAGAUUAUUAUUUAGAUAUAUUCCAUUAGAGAAGAUUAAAAAAGUUUUAUUAAAGAAUAAUGUUCCAGCUGAAGAGGUUGAAUUUUUAUGUCAUUAAUUGGAUCCAUUUACAGAUACCAUGAAGAGAGUUAAUUAUGCUGAAUUCUUAAAGAGCUUGAGUAAUGUUUGA